Drosophila teissieri is the source of this 1265-nucleotide messenger RNA. RefSeq names its product sodium/potassium-transporting ATPase subunit beta-1. Bases 98 to 1138 code for a protein of 346 amino acids. Gene Ontology annotation, cellular component: sodium:potassium-exchanging ATPase complex. Gene Ontology annotation, molecular function: ATPase activator activity. Gene Ontology annotation, biological process: intracellular potassium ion homeostasis; sodium ion export across plasma membrane; potassium ion import across plasma membrane. The record is from RefSeq and is a predicted model, not a curated record. The transcript has a single exon. NCBI's taxonomy places the organism in Eukaryota, Metazoa, Arthropoda, Insecta, Diptera, Drosophilidae.
UAGUGAGCGGAACUACAGAUCGAUGUGCCUAGAUAUUUCAAAUAUUUCCCACUUACGCCUAGGCAGUAUCCGAAUCUGAGCCGGAACGAUCGCCAGGAUGCCCGAGGAUGUUAUGGUGCCCGCUGGGGACUACAAGCUGGUCAAGCAGAUCCGCAGGACGCAGCGCCGCAAGAAGGACCUUCCGUGGACGAAGAGGGUGUUCGACAUAGACGAGCAGAAGCUGUUUGGCCGCACUGCAUUCGCUUGGUUGCGAAUCACGCUCUACUACCUGUUCCUAUACUUCCUUAUUUUUUUAAUAGUGGCUUUUUGGGUCACCAUCUUACUGCUAGCGAUCAUCGAUCCGAAAAAGCCGCGCUGGCUCAAAGGUCAUCCGGGUCUGUCGAUGGUGCCCAACCAAAACCGAUCCGUGCUGGAAUACUUUACGCACUUAGCGAAUGAGGUCAACCCGAUCGCGGACCGCAUCGACGAUUGCCUGAACAAAUUAAACGACAAUGCCAUUGACUUCUUCAGCGACUUCAACCAGGACACGACGUGGGGCUACGCAACCGGAAAGCCGACCGUCUUCAUUAAGCUAAACAAGGUUAUCGGCUUCCAGCCGGAAACCUACGACACUCCAGACGACUUGCCCAAGAAUGCGCCCUCGAGCCUUCAGGGCACCGUGGGCAAGCUGGGCAACACGCCGAAGAUCUGGCUCACCUGCGAGGUGACCGAAGGACCCAAGCCCGACAUGGUCUUCUACCCGGGUCCAUAUUUCGAGGCCUCCGAGGAGAUGACAGGUGUGACACGCGUGGUGGCCAUCCAGAUGAACAAGAUGCCCAAGAAUUCAAAGGUCUUCUUCCACUGCAAGGUGUGGGCACGAAACAUUCCCAUCGAUAAUUACCAGGGCACGGGGCAUUUGAAGUUCGCGCUGAACAUGCGCUUUGACAAAGACAGCAACCAGGCCUCCACCCAUAAGUCCACUACCCCUCGACAAGACCCAGUCCCACCAGCCGACGGUCCCGCCGAGCCGAAUAAAGGGCGACCAGAAGAUCAGCUCGGCGGAUUGGAAAUGCCGCCUUCGCCGGAAAAUGAGAGGGACGCCCUCGACAAAAUGGGAUAUAAUCCCCAGAAGGAGGACAUGACCGAGCCACCCAGCUAAUUGGAAUUCAAAUCUAUCCCUUAAAUCGUUUUCAUCCAUUCAAACGUACCUCCAAUUGGAGUGUUUCCAAAAUUUGUUUAUGUGCAAAUACAGAACUCUGUUUAGUGGUUAUUUAAAUUCUCCUAAA